Messenger RNA from Phanerochaete carnosa HHB-10118-sp, 1744 nucleotides. RefSeq lists its product as uncharacterized. NCBI's taxonomy places the organism in Eukaryota, Fungi, Basidiomycota, Agaricomycetes, Polyporales, Phanerochaetaceae. The transcript has 8 exons. The coding region runs from base 35 to 1738 and encodes 567 amino acids. The record is from RefSeq and is a predicted model, not a curated record.
AGUGACUUCGGCUUGGACUAUCGUCGCGCCCAAGAUGCUCUCCAAAGCUGUAUGUCUUGCGUUGCUGGCGAGCAAUGCUCUGUGCCAGCAGCGGGCCCUCAACCAGUGGCCCGUAGUGGCCAAUCCGGAAAAACAGGUCAUCACUUCUGAACUUUCUGAGUUUGUGGAGAAAAUCAUGAAGGAUGGUAACGUGCCGGGCUUGACUCUGGGUGUUGUGCACUCGAAUGGUACUGUCGAGCUUGGUGCGUUCGGGAGAAAGACAGAGGAUGGCGAUGAGAUGACUGUGGACACUCUAUACAAUAUAGCCUCGUGCUCUAAAGCGUUCCUCGCAAGCUCAAUGGGCAUUCCGAUUGACGACUUCGUCCAGGGUAGGAACCAGACUCCGCUUCCGCCUGGCCUGACUGACCUGUUUCCCGGUGACUGGGAGCUUAUGGACAAGUGGGCAUCCGAAAAGGCUACGCUUAGGGAUGCUCUGUCCCACCAGACCGGGCUACAUGACUUCUCAUAUCAUCCGACUGACAAGCCGGUCGACGUUACACGCAGAACGCGACGUCUAAGGCCCACCUUUGAGCUGCGCCAGCGAUAUCACUACAACAACCAGCACUACAUAAUCGGCGCGCACAUCAUCUCAACCUAUUCGGGCAUGCCCUACACAGAAAUUGUCAAAGAGCGUAUUUGGAAACGCCUCAGCAUGACCUCCUCAACAUUCAGCCCGAAUGAGGCCGCGCUUUCAAGCAAGCUUGCGCAGACUUGGACGGCUAACAGGCGGCGGAUCCUAUUUUGGUUCUCCGAAGAAGUCGCCGAGCUCAGUGCCGGACCGGCUGGAAUUAUCACCAACGUGGUGGAUAUGACAAGGUGGCUCCAGACGCUGCUGAACGCGGAUGUGGAUUCUGUCACGAAUGAGACUAUCAUUCCCCGUGAGACGUACGAUGCCAAUACGAGAACUCAGUCGAUUGUCUCCACGAGGCUUUGUCCAAGGAUGGGAUGGGAUACCAAGUCGUAUCAAGGCCACAAUCUUUGGAUACAUGGAGGAGAGAUUCUGGGCAUACAUUCCGAGGUGCUUUUUAUGCUAGACAGUGGGCUCGGCAUUGUUACUCUGGCGAAUGGCGAUGGCAAAAACCCACAGGAGCUUGCUACAAUGUACCGCAUUGUCGAGGACUUCCUUGGUCUAGACAGAAAGGAGUUUGAGAGAAUCCUCGUCACAAUUGCCGCUAGCAGAGCUCGAAGCGAGGAUGGUUCCGCUCAAGUCGCCGACGAUGUUAAAUACCCGUCCCCUCUGUCUCUCCCGCUGGAGGAGUAUGCCAGCAAGUAUUACGAUCCCGGCUACGGUAAUAUAACGCUCUGUGCCCCUACUCCGCACCCCUCCGACGAGUGUGCGGACGUGCUCGAGUCUUGGUCGUUCUUCGAGAAUACUACCGAAGCCACGCAACAGGUGCUCUACGCGGCGAUCUCAUCCCUGUGGAUCUCGCACCUCCGUCUGGCGCACACGGAUGGCGAUACAUUUGGCGUAUCCGGGACUUAUCUGUUUACAAAUGGGUACGGCAAAGACAAGAGCCCCUUCACGGCCGAAGAGACGGGCGAACCAGCCGCAUCUGCAGAGUUUUGGAUCAUACAUGCGGAAGGAAGCUCGCUGGUCCGGGAUGUGGCUUUGAAUGGAUUCGCUGGGGAGAUGACGGAGCGGCAGAGGAUCAGAGGCACGGUUGAGGAGACGGCCGAGAUUUGGCUCACCAAGGUGUAGUUCACG